Molecule: messenger RNA, 1470 nt
Organism: Exophiala viscosa
Lineage: Eukaryota; Fungi; Ascomycota; Eurotiomycetes; Chaetothyriales; Herpotrichiellaceae
Product: RmlC-like cupin domain-containing protein
Exons: 1
Coding region: 397-1344 (315 amino acids)
Source: RefSeq, a predicted model, not a curated record
AGAUCUUUGGGGGUAAAGCCGAGCAUGAGAUCAUUUGUCCACUCUAGCAUGAUGACAAAGCCCGAUGGUCAUUGGUCAUUGGUCAACUUCCUGCGCUCCAUCUCUUUUCUCAAAGCCGCUCUUCAAUUCCGCGCUCGCAAACACAAAGCCUCUGCUCGCUUACCCAAGGAUUGGGUAACCACUGGGUAACCCAUAUUCCAAUUGCACGGUUAUUGACCAAGACCUGUAUAAUGCACAAGCAGUCCUUCUUCUCGUCUCGUCUACCAUGAUCUAGCCAUCCUUCAGGUCUAAGUAUUUAUUCCUACCUUCUCUUCCAUGUUUUCCAAUUUGCUUCAGCAAAAAACCACACUCACCGCAAUAAUAACAGCACUCCUAAGCGCAAUCACAGCCAUUUACAUGCUUAGCAAUACCACCAACACCAACAACACUACAGAACAGUCGUCUAUGAGAGCAUCCAACGUCCUGAAAACAGCAAUGUCAAAUCUGUCUCACGCAAAGAUUGUCCCCCGACCUUCCAAAACACGAGGUACCGCCAACCACGGCUGGCUGGACACAAAGCAUACCUUCUCCUUCGCCGGUUGGUACGAUCCAAGAUAUACUCAGUUCGGAUCUCUACGCGUACUCAACGAAGAUCGAGUCGAGCCAGGAGAGGGGUUUCCCACCCACUUCCACCAGAAUGCAGAGAUCUUCAGUUACAUCCUCUCUGGAGAGUUGACACACCGUGACUCGAUGCAAAAGAAGGGCGCAGAGAGCAAUGACAAGGACAAGUUCUUCCGAAUGCACCGCGGUGAUGUCCAAUUUACCACCGGUGGAAGAGGCAUCUCUCACAGCGAGUUCAAUGAAGAUAGUGAAGGCAAGAAAGAGUGGACGCAUUUCCUACAAAUAUGGGCACUUCCCUGGAAGAGAAACCUUCCACCGAUCUAUCAUACCACGACCUUCACUGAAGAGGAGAAGCGCAAGGGCUUUGUUACCAUCAUUACACCAUUGAAAGCUGGUCCAAACGCCACACUGGAGGAGGAGAAGGCUGCGGUGCCCGCUCGAGAAGGAACGAUUCCUGUACACGCCGACUUGGUGUUCAGCGCAGGCAUUAUCCCUGUGGGCGAGACAUUCAGCUACAACGUUGGUGGCGGAGAUGCUGUGUCAUCGAAGUCGGAUCGAAAAGUCUACAUCCAUGUGCCAGAAAUGAAGGGGGGCAAGGCCAAAAUCAGACUAGACGGGCGAGAAGAUGCAACCUUGAAGGAAGGUGACGGCGCAUAUGUGACUCACGUCAACGCCAAUGAUGUGCUUAGGUUUGAAAGUGUCGGGGAGGCAGAAGCCGAAGUGGUGAUCAUUGACUCGGAAUGAUCGUGAUUGUGUAUACUGGGUUUGGGAUAGAUAGCAUAGGCGUGGAUAGUACCUAGCGUCAAUAUGUAUUGUAUGCUUGGAUCAACAGAUGUCUAGGUAGUUGGAAUACGUACCCAUUGUGUGCGU